This is a messenger RNA of Bombyx mandarina (wild silkworm), 2058 nucleotides long. RefSeq names its product beta-arrestin protein kurtz (gene krz). Gene Ontology annotation, biological process: signal transduction; G protein-coupled receptor internalization. Lineage: Eukaryota; Metazoa; Arthropoda; Insecta; Lepidoptera; Bombycidae. Gene Ontology annotation, molecular function: G protein-coupled receptor binding. The record is from RefSeq and is a predicted model, not a curated record. Gene Ontology annotation, cellular component: cytoplasm.
CUAAAGGUCCAGAUACCAGGCCAUAAAUAAAAAAUAAUAAUAAUAUCAGUCAGAUAAAUGUCGAAGUAAGUCUGCUUUGCGUUCGUGAAUGUAGCCGAAAAUGACACAUUCCUGAUGCUAUAUCAGUAUAUCUACUGUGAUCAAACGAGCUAUGCUUGCUCAAGUAAUGUGAUGUGUGACUGGAUGGAUAUAGUGGUACUACGAAGUGGAAGGUAGUACACGAAGUAGCCUAAUACAAAUUUAAUGCGUUUUACGUUCCACACCAUGGUGUACCCAAGUUUUUGUUAGGUGUAUAAAUACCAAAAAAAAGAAACAAUAUUUUCAGUGUCAGCGAGACUUAUCAGUAAAAUCUGCGUUUUAGUGUGUGACGUAAAAGUUGUAGUAAAGCUUUGCUACGAGGAACUUUACUCUCAGAUAUAAUUGGAAUAACGGCUCUCUACAAUAAGGAAAAUAAAUACGACUAUGUUCGGACUCGUUUAGCAAACGACGUCCUCGGAGUUUUGGACCACCAACGGAGUUCGUGACACUGAUGAGCAGCGGUGGUGAAACCGCGGUGGUAGAAUGGACGACGCGGGCAGUAACAAGCAGCGGCAGGCCACUAGAGUCUUCAAGAAGAGCUCUCCAAAUGGAAAGAUCACAGUGUAUUUGGGAAAGAGGGAUUUCGUCGAUCACAUUUCACACGUAGACCCGAUCGAUGGGGUCGUACUAAUAGAUCCGGAAUACGUGAAAGAUAGAAAGGUUUUUGGUCAUGUCUUGGCCGCGUUCAGGUACGGACGGGAGGACUUGGACGUGCUCGGACUUACGUUCAGGAAGGAUCUGUAUUUAGCCGCCGAACAGAUAUUCCCGCCGACGAGCACGGUAAAGCGACCGCUGACCCGACUACAAGAACGCUUAGUCCGCAAACUGGGGCCAUCGGCUCACCCGUUCUACUUCGAGCUGCCUCCGCACUGUCCGGCCUCGGUGACCCUGCAGCCGGCUCCGGGAGACACCGGCAAGCCUUGCGGAGUGGACUAUGAGCUUAAAGCGUUCGUCGCCGAUUCCCAAGAUGACAAACCCCACAAAAGGAAUUCGGUUCGGUUAGCAAUCAGGAAGAUAAUGUACGCGCCGAGCAAGCAAGGCGAACAGCCUUCAGUCGAAGUCUCGAAAGAGUUCAUGAUGAGCCCUAACAAACUGUAUCUUGAGGCAUCUUUAGAUAAGGAGCUUUACUACCACGGCGAGAACAUAGCGGUGAAUGUGCACAUAGCGAACAACUCGAAUCGAUCUGUGAAGCGCAUCAAGGUGUCGGUGCGGCAGUUCGCCGACAUCUGCCUCUUCUCCACCGCCCAGUACAAGUGCACCGUUGCAGAGGCGGAGAGCGAGGAGGGUUGCCCCGUGGGACCUGGAUUCACGCUCAGCAAGGUGUUCACGCUGACGCCGCUGCUCGCCAACAAUAAGGACAAGUGGGGCUUGGCGCUUGAUGGACAACUCAAACACGAGGACACGAACCUGGCCUCCAGCACCCUUAUAGCUGAUCCGGCGCAACGAGAAAAUUUGGGUAUCAUAGUUCAAUACAAAGUUAAAGUGAAGCUGUGCUUGGGACCGCUCGGAGGUGAGCUGAGCGCCGAGCUGCCGUUCAUCCUGAUGCAUCCGAAGCCCGAGGAGGAGCCGCGCGCGCCCGACCAGCCCCACGCGACCCCCGACCACGACCUCAUCCAGCUCGACCCGCCUCCAGAUGAAAACGGCCAAGAACAAGAUGACGAUAUAAUAUUCGAAGACUUCGCUCGACUCCGACUGAAGGGCGCCGACGCAGACGCCUGAGGCACCCCCACCCCCUCCCCCCGCACCGCCGCGCCACCCUGACGCACACCGGACGCACCGCCCUGAUCACGCACGCUUAUCACGUAAACAGAACAGCGGUUCAUCGAAUCGUUUGUGAUAAAUAUCGAUAUAUCGCUUCCUCGAAAUGACGGUAAUCGAUUUUAACUCGAUAGAUUAAUGACGUGCAAUAACGCCCGCUUUUUACGAUUUUGGAGAUUUAUUUCGAUUCUCGUAUAAAACCCUCCUUGACAUUUCUGUUAA